Molecule: messenger RNA, 582 nt
Organism: Pocillopora verrucosa
Lineage: Eukaryota; Metazoa; Cnidaria; Anthozoa; Scleractinia; Pocilloporidae
Source: RefSeq, a predicted model, not a curated record
AUGAAUGUCAAGGACGAAUUCUGCUCUGCCUUGAUGAGAAGAGCUAAUGAUUUCAUCAAAUUUCCUAAGGCUGAGGCCGAAACAAGGCAAGCAAUACAGAAAUUUCAAGACAUCAGUCACUUCCCUCAUGUAAUAGGAGCACUUGAUGGGUCUCGUAUACCGAUUAAAGCCCCGAAUGAAGAACCAAACGAGUACGUAAAUCGAAAAAGCUUUCAUAGCAUUGUUUUGCAAGGUGUUGCUGAUGCUAAUAGAAAGUUCUUGCACACCAGAGCCCUGACCGACUGGCAGAGAGAUUUUAAUAAAUCCCUGAGCAGUGCAAGGGUAGUUGUUAAGCAGGUAUUUGGACUGUUAAAAGAGAGGUGGCGGUGUCUACUGGAUAAGCUGGAUGAAUCAGUGGACAAAGUACCCUCUACAAUUAUUACCUGCUGUAUUCUACACAACAUAUGCCUAGAGGUCAAUGAUGGUACCGAAAUUGAUGUCGCCAAUGAUGAGGACGGGUUUCUCGGAGUUCCCCUCUCAGGCCAUGAUAUUAAUGCGGAUGGUGCAAGACUAAGGAACACUAUAAAAGACAAUUUGUACUGA